Messenger RNA from Protopolystoma xenopodis, 315 nucleotides. Lineage: Eukaryota; Metazoa; Platyhelminthes; Monogenea; Polystomatidea; Polystomatidae. The record is from the annotation of a GenBank genome assembly.
AUGUUGAUUCCGUGCACUGUCCAGUUGAGGCUCGAAGAACAAUCGGAAAAGGUUGCUGACAUUCACAGUCCCAACAACAAGAAAAUGUGCUUGUUACGACUUUGUCCUCGUGUCGACAGGACUCGAGCCAAGCGGGUCAUACUGCGCUCGCAUUUGGCACGCGAGCCGGAUGUAACAAAGUGGGCCCGCCGAUGUGGUUGGACUGUGAAGCGGACUUGUCUUUACUCGUCCUCCCCACACCCGUCACACACCCGCCCCACACCUCCUCCGUCUCCCAGGCAAGGCAACAAAAAACCGAUAAUCUGUUGUUAUUAA